Cetraspora pellucida is the source of this 2070-nucleotide messenger RNA. The record is from the annotation of a GenBank genome assembly. NCBI's taxonomy places the organism in Eukaryota, Fungi, Glomeromycota, Glomeromycetes, Diversisporales, Gigasporaceae.
AUGGGAAAAAGACAACAUCCGUUUACACCUUAUUUUAUAAUUUCUGAAGAAAAGGCAAACUCAACACAUCGUUUUGCAAUUUGCCGAUCAUGUAAGCGUGCAUACCCGAAUAAAGAAGAAUCUGAAUUAAAGUUUGUUAAUAAAAAAACUACAUGCAAAAAUCAUUUACGUAACUGCGAAGUUUUUCAUAAUGAAGUUACUCCUGAGGAAUAUGAAAGAAUAUUAAAUUUAGAUAGUAAAUUUGUACAACCUUUAGAUUAUGAAGAUGAUGGAGAAAAUUCUUGUUCUUCAUCUCAAAGUCAAAUUUCUUUACCAUUAAAGAUUUCAAAAAAACAAAAAUUAAAUAAUUUAACAACACAGCCGAUAUAUAAAUAUGAUCAGGAUCAAUUUAAUCAGUCAAUUCUUUAUGCUACAAUAUCUACUGGAGUUGCUUUUAGAUGGGUAAAUGAUAUUCAUGUAAAAAAGGCAUUUGCAAUCGCAAAUCCAACUAUAAAAUUACCAAAUCGCAUUAAUUUAGCAGGAAAAAUUUUGGAUAACGAAAAAAAAUCUGUUCAAGAUCAUCUAAUGUCUGUAGCAGAAGCUGAUGAACAAGGCGUAACAUUGGCAUUUGAUGGCUGGAAAAAUAUUAUAAAGCAAAAUAUAUUAGGCGUUGUAUUAAUAACUUCAAGUGGCAAGCCACUAAUAUGGAAAGCAGAGGAUAUAAGUGGAAAUUUACAAAACUGGCAAACGAUUUACAAAUAUGUCAUCGAAUUUUUUGAAGAAGCAAAAAAUAAUAAUAUUAAGAUUAUCGCAUUAGUAACUGAUUCAGCAUCAGAAAAUGCCGCAGCAAGGAAACGAUUACAAAAAAAUAUUAGAGACAAAGUUUUUUUACCUUGUUUUGCGCACCAAUCGAAUCUUUGUGUAGGAGAUAUUUUUAAAAUAUCAAGCCAGUUUAUGAAAACUUCUAAAAUUUAUGGAAAAUAUAUUGCACUAAUGAUGCCAAAUGAUACUCGCUGGAAUAGUCAUUAUUAUUGUUUUAAAAGUAUUCUUAAAACCAAAAUUGCAUUAAAGUCUAAAGAAAUUCCAUCUGAAAUUUGUGAAACGAUUAAUAAUGAACAAUGGUGGCACGAUUUACAAAAUUUGGAAACUUUAAUUUAUCCAUUUUGUGCUAUAUUAAAUAAACUUCAGAGAGAUAAAGCUCAGUUACAUGAUGUAUUACAUGGUUUUGGAUAUCUAAUGAAAGUUAUUAAACAGCAAGAGACUUCUGAUUUUCAGACCAAGAUGAUUGAAAAAUUAGAGCGACGCUGGAAACAAUGGGAACAACCAUUGUUAUUAAUAUCCUUUUUACUUAAUCCAACAUAUAGAUUAACAAAAUUUAAUAAAAAUAUUUCAACAUUAAAUUUAGUUAUAUUGGGUAAAUGGAUAAUAUAUUAUUAUAUGGCCUGGUUUGAUGAAAAGCCUCUAAAGAUUCUUUCUGAAUUGAAUGAUUGGUUUGAUAAAAAAUAUCCUUUUGAUGAUGAAAGCUUUGAUAAUUUUGAUAAAGAUAUUAUAAAAUACUGGAAAUUUGUUUCACGUGGUAGAGCAAGUGAAUUGGCUAAUAUUGCAUUACGUAUUUAUUCAAUUUGCGUUAAUUCAGCCUCAGUAGAAAGAUUAUUCUCUACUAUGGGAUUUUUUCACACAAAGCGACGAAAUAAAUUAAAGCAUUCAAAAGUAUUAGCCAUGUGUCAAAUUCGAGCCAAGAUUUAUCAAGAUGAAAUAAAUGCUAACAUAGACUAUGCCCGGGAAUGUUUUUAUUCUAAUAGUAUUUUGAACAAUCAACUAGAUGAGAUGGAAAUAGAGAACCUUGAAGAGACGAUUCAAUAUUGGAUUGAAUUGUUGGAUGAUGAUACCGAUUUAUAUGAAAUUGAAGAAAAUAACAAUGAUAAUAUUUUAAAUAGUUUAUUAACCAUCUUUGUAGAAAAUCUUGAUGAUAAUAGUUGCACGCAAGUUAAUAAUUUAGAACAUCCCGCAGAAGACAAUUUAGCUAAAUGGAAUUUAUACGAUUUAUUUGUUUCAGACUUAGAAAUUCCAGAUUAUUUUAAUAUGCUUUAA